Messenger RNA from Aspergillus sclerotioniger CBS 115572, 1151 nucleotides. RefSeq names its product NmrA/HSCARG family protein. The transcript has a single exon. Lineage: Eukaryota; Fungi; Ascomycota; Eurotiomycetes; Eurotiales; Aspergillaceae. The record is from RefSeq and is a predicted model, not a curated record. Bases 228 to 1151 code for a protein of 307 amino acids.
AGACCCCAUAACCUCGAGCUGAAUUCCCUUUCCGGGGGGUUAUACAUGUGACUUGAUGGACCAACAGACUACUAAUUUAAAAGGUUCUUGGAUCCUUCUCAACCUAUUCAUCGCAUCGUCUUCUACAAGAGCAUCAUCUAUAACCAGUGGUGGCUGCUAAAUCAAUUACAUCCUCCUCGCUCCUCUUUACCGCAUCUCUGAAUACUCUUUCAACUUUGAGAAAAAUCAUGUCUCAAACCGUUGCCUUUGUCACAGGAGCGACUGGUCAUCAAGGCGGUGCUACCGCACGCGAACUCUUGAAAUCAGGAGUCAAAGUCCAUGCCCUCGUUCGGGAUCCGUCUUCCAAGUCUGCCAUUGAUCUCCAGCGCCUGGGGGCCCACCUAUUCCCCGGUGAUUUCGACAAUCCAUCGUCAUUGAAGGCUGCGAUGGGAGGCGCUACUGCAGUGUUUCUUAAUAUAUUGCCCGUCUCGUCUGACACCAAUCGGGAGGUGAUUCACGCCAAGAAUAUUAUCGAUGCCACUAUUGCGUCCGGCACAGUUACCACUAUCGUCUAUUCAAGCGUGACAAUGGCUGGUAGACACGAAGAGUUCCCGAACUGGGGACCGGACUACCCACUGGCGUGGUACUGGGAGAGCAAGGCUCAAAUCGAGUCAAUGGUGCGAGGGUCUGGGAUAAAGUACUGGACCAUUCUUCGACCCGCAUUCUUGAUGUUCAACUAUCUCCUGCCAAAGGCGUCUUACAUGUUUCCUGAUUUGGUUCGACCCCGGGCUUUUUUGAUGGCGUACAAGCCUACCACUGCAAUGACGAUACUCGAUGGUUCUGACGUCGGAAAGUUUGCGGCUGCUGCGAUUGUUGAACCGUCGGCGUAUAACAUGCACGAGAUAGACUUGGGUGUGGAAUCUCUUACGCCGGCAGAGAUUGUGCGGGAGCUGAGCCGAGUUUCUGGAAAGGACAUUUCCCUCCAAUUCUAUAAUGAGAAAGAGGUGGAAGAGCUUGCGUUGACGGACCUUCGCAUUCAGAGCCAAGUGUGGACGAACGAAGUUGGGUAUCAGGUCAACUUCAAGGAGCUUGAAAAAUACCCGAUCCGCCUGACUAGGUUCGCGGAGUAUCUUGAGAAGCAUCGGGAGGAAGUUCUAAAGGUGUUGGCUUGA